Trichophyton benhamiae CBS 112371 is the source of this 4215-nucleotide messenger RNA. RefSeq lists its product as uncharacterized. Gene Ontology annotation, molecular function: ATP hydrolysis activity; P-type calcium transporter activity; ATP binding. Gene Ontology annotation, biological process: intracellular calcium ion homeostasis; calcium ion transmembrane transport. The record is from RefSeq and is a predicted model, not a curated record. The transcript has a single exon. Gene Ontology annotation, cellular component: intracellular membrane-bounded organelle; membrane. Bases 1 to 4215 code for a protein of 1404 amino acids. NCBI's taxonomy places the organism in Eukaryota, Fungi, Ascomycota, Eurotiomycetes, Onygenales, Arthrodermataceae.
AUGGAGCCGUCAAAUGACGAUGCUCCCAACCCGUCCUCGCCGCUGCGGCGGGAGCGAGCUCCUACGAUCACAAUUGACACAUCCGCUGUCAGCAGUGCAUCUAAUGUUGGAGGUCCCGAAAUAACUACGGAAGAACCGCAGGGAGAGAGUCGGCAAGGGGGCGGUGAGGGCGACAAUGGCAAGUCGACGGAUACUCAUGGCCAGCACGAUAGUACCUUGAACCCUUCAUCUGAGAGAGAACGAGAACCACGGCCUAUUUCACCGCAUAAUAUCUCCUCGCCUACGUCGAAAACCGCCGAUCCAAACUCGCAAAAUUUCCUAUCAGUUCCAGGAACACGCUCAAGGGGAAAUUCCCUCGACUCUGAAGAUGCCAACUCCCCUCGCUCGUUGGGCAGCGAGACGUGUGUCCCGUCAUGGCCAUCUACCGGUGAGCAUCCUGACAAGGGUGCAUCGACCAAGGAUGUUGACGUUAGGAAUGAUCCAAAUGCUUUGAAACCUGACCCCAAAACGGAAGACGACUUUGAAGUGGAGAAUAACAAAUUCGCCUUCUCCCCAGGUCAAUUGAACAAGCUUCUCAGCCCAAAGAGUCUUUCUGCUUUCUAUGCUCUAGGGGGCCUGGCCGGAUUGGAGAAGGGUCUGCGGACAAACCGCUCAACAGGCCUCAGCAUCGAUGAAACUGUUCUGGAUGGCACAGUCUCCUUUGAAGAAGCUACCAGUGCUAGCACUCCGGAACACACUCCCAAGGCAUCAGGGAGGACAACGAGCAUGAAAUAUGACGCAGAGGGUGUUUCCAAGAACAAUGAUAGAUUCGUCGACCGCAAACGUGUAUUCAGUGAUAAUCGGCUCCCCGCGAGGAAGACUAAGUCCAUCUGGGAGCUAGCUUGGAUCGCUUAUAACGAUAAUGUCCUGAUUCUUCUUUCCGUCGCUGCCGUCAUAUCUCUUGCACUAGGUAUAUAUCAGUCCAUUACAGCUACUGGAAAUGAGGCUAGAGUGCAAUGGGUUGAAGGUGUGGCUAUCAUGGUUGCCAUCAUCGUCGUUGUCGUUGUCGGAGCAGCAAAUGACUGGCAAAAGGAAAGACAAUUCGUGAAGCUAAACGAGAAGAAAGAAGAUCGCAAUGUCAAGGUUAUUCGCUCCGGCAAGUCGGUGGAAAUCUCGGUUCAUGAUAUUCUCGUGGGAGACGUGAUGCACCUUGAACCCGGUGAUAUGGUACCGGUCGAUGGUAUUUUCCUCGAGGGUCACAACGUCAAAUGCGAUGAAUCCUCCGCAACUGGUGAAUCUGAUGUCCUUCGAAAGACUCCUGGAGAUGUUGUCUACCAGGCCAUCGAGAACCAGGAACCUCUUGCAAAGCUGGAUCCGUUCAUCUUAUCUGGUGCUAAGGUAUCGGAAGGUGUUGGCACAUUUCUAGUCACGUCGACUGGUGUCAACUCUUCCUACGGUAAAACAAUGCUCUCCCUGCAGGAUGAAGGCCAAACAACCCCUUUGCAACUGAAGCUCAAUGUUCUCGCCGAGUACAUUGCUAAACUAGGUCUUACUGCUGGUUUAGUCCUGUUCGUGGUUCUAUUUAUCAAGUUUCUCGUCCAUCUGAAAAACAUCCAAGGUGCUACUGCCAAGGGACAGGCAUUCCUUCAGAUCUUUAUCAUGGCUGUUACUGUUAUCGUGGUUGCCGUACCCGAAGGAUUGCCCCUGGCCGUUACUCUUGCACUUGCAUUCGCGACGACACGAAUGUUACGAGAUAAUAACUUGGUUAGGCUACUCAGAGCUUGCGAGACCAUGGGAAAUGCCACUACCAUCUGCUCAGACAAGACUGGCACUUUGACUCAGAACAAGAUGACUGUUGUUGCUGGAACCUUUGGAACUUGGCCCAACUUUGGAGAGAACGGCCCGUCCUCUACACAACAGGAUGCGAAUGAAAAUAAUCAAUCCUCAGAGACGAACAAUGUUGCUCCUGCCGACUGCAUCUCAUCCUUGUCACCCUCGGUCAAGGAAUUGCUGCUGAACUCAAUAUCUUUAAACUCCACGGCGUUUGAAAGUGACGAAAAUGGAGCAACUACCUUCGUCGGUUCCAAGACCGAGACUGCACUACUCAGUUUCGCACAUGACUAUCUGGCACUGGGAUCUUUGAACGAGGCAAGGUCAAAUGCAGAGAUUGUGCAGCUUGUCCCCUUCGACUCCGGCCGAAAGUGCAUGGCUGCGGUUAUUAAACUCCCCAACGGCAAGUACAGGAUGUUAGUCAAAGGCGCCUCUGAAAUUCUCAUUAAAAAAUGCACAAAAAUCAUUGCAGACCCAACCAGCGAACUUGCCGAAACAGAGCUUCGUGAAGAGGAACGCUCUGGCUUGAGGACUAUUGUGGAACAAUAUGCAUCCCGAUCUCUACGAACCAUUGGCAUCAUCUACCGCGAUUUCGAACAGUGGCCUCCUCAGGGAGCGCCUACGCAAAGGGAAGACCGCAAGCAAGCUGUAUUUGAGCGCGUGUUCGAAGACAUGGUUUUCCUAGGUGUCGUUGGUAUUCAGGACCCUCUUCGCCCUGGCGUUGCCGAUUCCGUUCUCCAAUGCCAAAAGGCCGGUGUUUUUGUCAGAAUGGUAACAGGAGACAAUAUCAUGACGGCCAAGGCAAUUGCACAAGAGUGUGGUAUCUUUACCCCCGGAGGUCUUGCUAUCGAGGGACCGGUGUUCAGGAAACUCAGCUCUCAUCAAAUGAAUCAAGUGAUCCCACGUCUACAGGUCCUAGCUCGAUCCAGCCCUGAGGAUAAGAGAGUCCUUGUUGCUCAGCUGCGAAAACUAGGUGAAACCGUUGCUGUAACUGGUGACGGAACCAAUGAUGCACCCGCUCUCAAGGGAGCAGAUGUUGGAUUCUCCAUGGGUAUAGCUGGUACAGAGGUGGCUAAAGAGGCGUCUGCUAUCAUCCUUAUGGACGACAAUUUCAACUCGAUUGUGAAAGCUAUCGCCUGGGGCCGAACCGUUAAUGAUGCUGUGAAGAAAUUCCUGCAGUUUCAAAUUACUGUCAACAUCACUGCUGUUGUACUUACAUUUGUCUCUGCUGUGGCCAGUAAUGACGAGGAAUCCGUACUGACUGCGGUCCAGCUGCUCUGGGUGAACUUGAUCAUGGACACAUUCGCAGCUCUUGCUCUUGCUACCGACCCUCCCACUGAUACUAUUCUUGACCGCAAGCCAGAACCCAAGUCUUCUCCACUAAUCACGCUUACGAUGUGGAAAAUGAUAAUCGGCCAAUCUAUUUACCAGCUCAUCGUCACAUUUAUUCUCAACUUUGCCGGUAAAGACAUCCUGAAUUUCGGCCAUUCCGAGAGGGAAGAUCGGGUAUUCAAAGCCCUCAUCUUCAAUACCUUCGUCUGGAUGCAGAUUUUCAACCAGUAUAAUUCGCGCAGAAUUGACAACAAGGUGAACAUCUUUGAAGGAAUUCUGAGAAACAGGUGGUUUGUCGGCAUCCAGUUCAUCAUCGUGGGUGGACAAGUCCUCAUCAUCUUUGUUGGUGGUCAAGCAUUCUCAGUCGAGCGUCUCGGUGGAAGGGACUGGGGUAUUUCGUUGAUCCUCGGACUGCUAUCCAUACCCGUCGGCAUCCUUAUUCGCAUGGUUCCAGAUAGCUUUGUCCGGAUGCUCAUCCCGAGCUACUUUCGGCGGAAACAGGACAAGCCGCAGGUAUAUAUCUCUGAUGAGGAACAGCGAUAUGAGUGGAACCCAGCCCUUGAGGAGAUCAGAGACCAGCUCACCUUCCUCAAGAAGGUACGGGGCGGUCGACUGAAUAUCCUAAAAUACAAGCUCCAACACCCGGAGACUCUCAUCCCUCGUUCCCGAAGCAACUCGAAAUCCUCCAUACCACAAACCCCGCAAGGCGAAGACCAUGAGAACGGCAACACUCAGCCACCAACUCCGAGCUCGCGCACCCGGUCUCGAUCCAACUCCGCCUUUGGGCCUGCUGCGGCCAUGGCUGGUGUUGUGGCGGGAAGCAUAGCAGGCUGGUCCCCCGUUGGCCGAUCAACUAGUGAACAGGAAUCGAUCAAAUUUUCGGGCACGGGUCGACACUCUGGGCUUGAUCAGCAAGAGGGCAUUGAAGUCCACCCAGGCACUAGGGAAGACGAUCCCAUUUUGACGGAUUACUCACAUACAAGCAAAGUUCCACCGAGUCAGAAUCCAGACCUGACGCCCGAAUUCUCUCAUACCCGCCCAACAGCCGGAUCAUCAACCGAGAGAAGAAGCUGA